AUGGCAUUUUUCAGAAAUUUUCAGCAGAAUCUGCCUUCAGUGUCCUCUCUGGUGGACACAAUCAGUUGUGCUGUAGAAGAUUUGACCAUCGCUGUUGGGGAGGUCAGCUGUGCUUUAACAGACUCAGUUGCUGAGCAGGUAACAAGUAUGAUAAAUGGCUUUCGCCCAGAAAAGGAAAGCUGUGCAGCAGGAGAAGCUGUAGAUUCUUCUAAACAAAAAAUUGCUAUGUUACCAGAAGUCUCCAAAAACACUAAUUGUCAAAAGACACAGUACAAUUUAGAGCACAGAGCAAAACAAAUAAAUUGUUAUAAUACUUCAGUUUCACAAAAGCAAGGUCAAGGAAUGCAUGAAGAAAGAGUAUUUAAACAUAUUAAUGAUAGACAACAGACUCUGUCAGAAUAUCAAGAAACCAGUAAUGCUGGUGAUUCUUCUUUGAAAGGCCACAUGAGUAAUAAUGGGAUACUCAGGGCUGGAUCUGUUUGUCAAGAAUUUGAAAGUACUGACAACAGUAAAAAAAUUGGAUUAGGAAUUUCCAAUAAUGGUAAGAAUGAUUUAAAGGAGGUAAUAUAUCAAGAAAUGAAAGGAAAUCAGAAGAAUAAUAAUGGAAUAAACGUACUGUAUGAGCAAAAGAAACACACUGCUACAGGUAAUCAUAAAAUAGAAGAGUAUGCUGAACCUCAACGUGUAUUUUUGAGAAGAGAUCAAGAGAAAUUGGGGCAUUUCAGUAAAAAUAAGCAUCUUAAUGGUUUAGGGCAUUGUGAUCAUUUAAAGAAAGCAGGAAAACAUACUGAAAGUAAAAGAUCCAAAGGGAAUGAGUGCUCAGAAAAUGAGUGUUGUCCAAAAGAUGUUUUGACAAGCAAUAGACAUAUGAUACAGAAAUCCAUUAUGAAAGAAGACUUACAUCCAGUACCAUCAACUAAUUAUAAAGACAAAUUACCUGGAAAAAUCAAAGAACAAAUAAAUCCAACAAAAUACUACCAAAUGAAAGCAAAUAUAAAAACAAAGAAAAGUGAAGCCAUUUCUGCCAAGAAAGGAACAGCAAAGAGUAAAGAUGAAAAAUAUUCUAAGAUAAUCCCAGAAAAAGAUAAUUCCUACAUGGACAAAGAUGAACAUGGUUCAUCCUCUGAAAGCGAAGAUGAAGCGCUGGGUAAAUAUCAUGAGGCCUUAUCCAGAACACACAAUUCCAGACUACCACUGGCAGAUUCUAGACAAAAGAACUAUGCUUGGGAAACAAGACAAAAAUACAGUCCUCUAUCUGCAGAGUAUGAUGGAUACAGUAGUGAAGCAUCAAUAGAUGAAGGAAACUGCAUUCAGAGGAUGAGAAGAACACCCCCACUGGAUGAACUGCAGCCACCACCAUAUCAGGAUGACAGUGGUUCUCCCCAUCUCUCAUGUACACCCUCAGAAAUUGGGGACAGUAAAUGUGAAUUUUCCCACUGCAGCAACAGUCCAAGAUGCUCAUAUAACAAGUGCCCAAGUGAAGGAAGCACAGGUCAUGAAAUAGAAAGUUUUCAUAACAAAGGAUAUGAAGAAGAUGUUCCAAGUGACAGCACGGCAGUCCUGAGCCCUGAAGAAAUGUCAGCUCAAGGAUCAUCUUCACAGCUUCCUAAACCUUUUGAUCCUGAGCCAGAAGCUAAAUAUGGCACACUGGAUGUGACUUUUGACUAUGACUCACAAGAACAGAAGCUUCUGGUAACAGUGACAGCUGUCACAGACAUCCCAACAUAUAAUAGGACAAGUGGCAACUCAUGGCAAGUACACCUUGUUCUUCUACCUAUAAAGAAACAGAGGGCAAAAACCAGCAUCCAGAGAGGACCAUGCCCUGUGUUCACAGAAACAUUCAAAUUUAAUCAUGUUGAAUCUGAGAUGAUUGGAAAUUAUGCAGUUCGAUUUAGACUGUAUGGUGUACAUCGCAUGAAAAAAGAAAAGAUUGUGGGGGAAAAGAUUUUUUAUUUAACAAAAUUGAAUCUUCAAGGGAAAAUGUCAUUACCUGUGAUAUUGGAACCUUCUUACAAUCAUUCUGGCUGCGACUCCCAAAUGAGCAUGUCAGAAAUGUCCUGUAGUGAAAGUACAUCCUCAUGUCAGUCUCUUGAACACGGCUCAGUUCCGGAAAUUCUCAUUGGCCUGCUUUAUAAUGCCACAACUGGAAGACUAUCAGCAGAAGUGAUAAAAGGCAGCCACUUCAAAAACUUGGCAGCAAACAGACCACCCAAUACUUAUGUUAAGUUAACUCUACUGAAUUCCAUGGGCCAAGAGAUGUCCAAAUGCAAGACAUCCAUCCGCAGAGGGCAGCCAAAUCCAGUAUACAAGGAAACUUUUGUUUUUCAAGUGGCCCUGUUUCAACUUUCUGACGUGACACUCAUACUAUCUGUGUAUCACAAACGUAGCAUGAAAAGAAAAGAGAUGAUAGGCUGGAUUUCUUUAGGUCUGAACAGCUCUGGAGAAGAGGAACUCAAUCACUGGACUGAAAUGAAAGAGUCGAAAGGACAGCAAGUAUGUAGAUGGCACGCGUUACUGGAGUCCUGAUGAACGGGGUAAAUGAGCAGUCGCAAUCCAAGGCAGCACGAUUUCUGAUUACAACGUCACUGUUUUUACCUAGUCACCAUUAGAAGACCUGUUCUUUCAAGAAUCAUAUUCGUCAUCCUACCAAAUGCUUUAAAUGCUAUGGAAAGAACAUCUAAUACUGAUAUAAAUGAAGAAAAGAUGUGUCUCUGGUAGAGCUUGUUUGGGAAACUGAGACACAUGCGUCCUCACUGUUCGACUAACAGUCCUCCAGGGAUUUAACACCUUCUGAUUUAAAGUUAAUUUUACUUUACUAAAAGAGCCAGUAAUUUCAUGAAAAAUCAAAAUUAUAAGUGAUUUGGAAAAUCAGAAUUUUAGUUGCAACGAUAUUUUUCACCUUCCAUAUUAUCCAUAAAACAUAUUUUGGCUGGCCAGUCCCUGGCGUUUAUAAUGUUCUCUAAUAUGAAAAAGUAGUUUUCCAACUCUGUCAUAAGUCAUAUCUAAUGGUGAAGGGUUUCAAUGACAUUGAAAAUUGUUUUCUUUCAGAUAUGUUCCCUUUGUGCACUUAGUUUCAUUGUGCCUCAGUUCUCAGCAGCACUAAAUCUAAGUGCAAGCAAGUAUUCAUUUUCAUAAAGGAAUUUUUAAAAUAUGUUAUUUUUUAAAAAGUUAAUUUCUUCAUUUGCCUCUGCUUUUGCCUGAUCCAAAGAGACCAAGUCACUGUACUGGUCCCUUGCAAGUCUUUUAGACAGGUUGUACUGUAGAACUAUGUAACUUUCUGUUGAAAGCACUUCCUGUAUUCUUGUAUUCCAAUGUAGGAAGCUAAUAGAGCAGGACUUUACUUUAAAA
Cynocephalus volans (Philippine flying lemur) is the source of this 3348-nucleotide messenger RNA. RefSeq names its product synaptotagmin 14 (gene SYT14). NCBI's taxonomy places the organism in Eukaryota, Metazoa, Chordata, Mammalia, Dermoptera, Cynocephalidae. The transcript is spliced from 6 exons. The record is from RefSeq and is a predicted model, not a curated record. Gene Ontology annotation, molecular function: phospholipid binding. Bases 1 to 2526 code for a protein of 841 amino acids.